UCAAGUAUAUUAAUUGCAUCACUCAUGUCGGCUUUCACCAAGCAAAGACCUGUAGUCCAUCUGUCUUUCUUCUUCCUUUCUUCCAACAACUUCACCUCUUCGUGAAACCCUAAUCUUCCUACCGAUCCAUCUCAGUCCGCACCAUUUCCAACAAAUCAUCAAGAAAAAGGCACCAAGUCCAAAGGAAAAUUCUAUUGCUGGAUUGUGCUGUCUGAGGAUCUUGUCUUACUAUUCUUAUGGAUCAGUCUGCUGGAAAUAAUUUGUCUGGAGGAUCUCACUUAGGGGACUCAAACAAUGCUUUAAACACGGAACUAUGGCAUGCUUGUGCCGGUCCACUGGUCUCUCUUCCUGUUGUAGGAGAGUUAGUUUACUACUUUCCAGAAGGUCACAUGGAACAGCUUGAAGCAUCCAUACACCAAGGGAUAGAUCAACAAUUACCUUCUUUUGACUUACCAUGCAAGAUACUUUGCAAAGUAAUGUACGUCUCCCUGCAGGCUGAACAAGAAACAGACGAAGUCUAUGCACAAAUAACUCUUCUCCCAGAAGCAGAUCAAAAUAAGGUCUCUAGUCCUGAUCCUCCUCUUCCAGAGCCUCCAAGCUGCAAGGUCCAUUCAUUCUGCAAAACACUCACUGCUUCUGACACAAGCACUCAUGGAGGAUUCUCUGUUCUGAGGAGGCAUGCAGAUGAAUGUUUACCUCCCCUGGAUAUGUCCCAACAGCCACCAUGGCAGGAAUUAGUUGCAAAUGAUCUUCAUGGAAAUGAAUGGCAUUUUCGCCACAUAUUUCGAGGGCAACCUAGGCGCCAUUUGCUCACCACUGGUUGGAGUGUAUUUGUUAGUGCAAAGAAAUUAGUGGCUGGCGAUGCAUUCAUUUUUCUAAGAGGUGAGAAUGGCGAACUGCGUGUUGGUGUGAGAAGACUUAUGAGACAACAAAUAAACAUGCCAACAUCUGUUAUAUCCAGUCAUAGCAUGCAUAUUGGGGUUCUUGCUACUGCAUCUCAUGCAAUACUGACUGGGACACGUUUCUCUGUUUUCUACAAACCAAGAACGAGCCGAUCUGAAUUCAUUGUUAGCGUCAAAAGGUAUCUUGAAGCACUUGAUUACAAGCUCUCAAUUGGAAUGAGAUUUAAAAUGUGCUUUGAGGGUGAGGAGGUUCCCGAAAGAAAAUUCAGUGGCACAAUUGUUGGUGUGGAAGAAAGGACAUCGUCAAGAUGGCCCGAGUCUGAAUGGAGAUCACUGAAGGUGCAAUGGGAUGAACCUUCAUCCAUUUUCCGUCCAGAAAGAGUUUCACCAUGGGAAUUAGAACCACUAGUGGCUGCAACUCCUCCGAACCCUCAACCUCUUCAGAGAAACAAACGAGCACGGGUGGCUGUGCUACCCUCUCCAAUGCCAGAUAUUUCUGCAUUUGGCACUUGGAGGAAUCAAGUUGAAUCUCCAUCUACUUUCUCUUUUGGUGAGUUACAACGUGGAACAGAACACAAUCCAUCCCCCAAAUUUACUUCACCUGGGAAGGUCACUUCUCUAAGCUAUAGUGAGAAUAACUCAUUGGCUCCAACAUCCAGAAAGUCCUUGUACUGGUCUAGCCUAGUGGAAUCCAAAACAGAAUCCUCCAUGGUUGCUGUUACUAUCAAAGAAUCACGUGGUGACUACAGGCUUUUUGGUGUCGAGUUACGUGACAAUGCCCACGUGGAAGAAACUUCAGCUGAUGUUGAAUCUGACAGGCAUUCUGAUCGUUGCAAUCACUCUGAUAAUCCUUCCGUAAGCUGCGAGCCUGAAAAAUCUUCUCAGAGAUGUCCACAUGAAUCACAUAGCAGACAGACCAGGAGCUGCACAAAAGUGCACAUGCAAGGAAUGGCAGUUGGGAGGGCGGUGGAUUUAACGCAAUUCGGAAAUUACGAGGAUCUGCUUAAGAAACUAGAGGCAAUGUUUGAAAUUGAUAACGAACUCACUGGAUCACAUGGGAAAUGGCAAGUGGUUUACACUGAUGAUGAGGGUGACAUGAUGAUGGUUGGUGAUGAUCCUUGGCAUGAGUUCUGCAGCAUGGUAAGGAAAAUAGUUAUCUACACAAAUGAAGAAGUGAUGAAGCUAUCACAGAAGACGAAAUUUCCACUUAAGAAUGAGGUCAAACCAAGCAAGUCCAUUUCCGAUACCAUUGUCAGCACUGAACUGAUGAUUAGUCAUCCAUCCGAUGUGGUCCCCACCAGCUGAUGUCGCGAAAAAAACUCGGGUAUUCUAUCCCUGAUUUUUAUUUUGAGCUGGAAAUGAUGCUACUACGAAUCUGUAUGCCCGUUGGCACAGAAGAUCAACUGUCUUGGGGGCAUCCAUUAUGCCAAGUAAGUGCUAAGGAUUCUUAUAUACAAAGCUUUGCUCUAUUCUUUUCAAGUUCUCUGGAAUACAUGAUGGCACAGACUUACACGAGUUAGCUGUGUAUAUAAUAUAUAUACAUAUAUUUAUUCUUAUGUACAGCUAUUUUACCGAUAUUCUUGUCUUCAAUGUGUAAAAAAAAUGUUUGUCAGUGUUCAUUCUUGUUGAAUUCUUGCCACAUGCCAUGUCUACAAGCUGUGAUCUAUUUUUGUUCUUCAUUUGAAUUCUGUGAAGGGACUUUACUAAA
This is a messenger RNA of Impatiens glandulifera, 2610 nucleotides long. RefSeq names its product auxin response factor 1-like. Gene Ontology annotation, biological process: response to hormone; regulation of DNA-templated transcription. Lineage: Eukaryota; Viridiplantae; Streptophyta; Magnoliopsida; Ericales; Balsaminaceae. Gene Ontology annotation, molecular function: DNA binding; protein binding. The record is from RefSeq and is a predicted model, not a curated record. Gene Ontology annotation, cellular component: nucleus. The transcript is spliced from 15 exons. Bases 237 to 2207 code for a protein of 656 amino acids.